CAAAACAACUGAAACAAAACCACACAGUUUUCAGUCCUUCUGACAGAGCAGGCAUGCUGUUGGAUAUUUACCAGUUUUUAAGUGAUGAAGUAAGCUAUUUAACUCUUUUCACCRUAAUUGAGUACAUGGCUAACGARACAGAAUACGUUCCUUGGAGGGUGCUAUUUGAUCAAGCUAGGACAAUAUUUGGACAUCUUCGCGUGUUUAGCCGAGCUUAUAAAUACUUCUUGAAAUAUCUUAUUUUUCUUGGUAAAAAGCAAUAUGAACGCCUUGGAUUUCAAGAUACAGGAACAGGCGUUGACAAAGUUGCGCGUCAAUUCUUUCUUGAAUUGUUCUGCGAAGCRAACGUCAAAACAUGCACAACAAAAGCAUAUCAGCUCUUUAGAGCUUGGAUGAAAGAUCCGACGAAAAACGCUAUUCCACCUAAUCUUCGGAAAGUAGUUUAUUUUUACGGUAUAUCUGAGGGUGGUGUAGAAGAGUGGGAAUUCUUGUACAGCCAGUACAAUGAAACUCAAAAUCAAGAAAACAAAGAAGCCAUAUCGCACGGCUUAGCUGCUUCAAAGGAACCRUGGAUUAUAGAGAGGUAUUUGUCAUAUUUAUUGGAUCCUUGGAGAUUUAACUACCGAGCUAAAAGCACCGCUCUUGAUAAAAUCACGGGAUCUAAUCCUAUUGGAAGCCAAAUYGCGUGGGGAUUUAUACGUUCAAACAGGGACACAUUGAUCAAACACGAAGACUUCUCCAUGCUUUUAUAUCUCGCCACUAGGAAAUUCAGCACAGAAUACAGAUUAAAAGAGGUUCAGAGAUUCCAGGAAAAAACUGGAAUAAAAUUCAAGCAAUCAAUACUUAACAUACAAGAACGAAUUCAAUGGUUGAAAGAGAACGAGCAAAACAUCGAGAAUGCACUGGAGACGCUGCUUAAUAAACACAACAUCUUAAGCCUAUAGAUAGAGUGAAAAGCAUACUAUCACACUUUACUGGUCAAAUAGUGUUUCACGGGUUUAAUAAACACAACAUCYUAAGCCUAUAGAUAGAGUGAARARCAUACUAUCACACUUUACUGGUCAAAUWGUGUUUCACGGGUUUAAUAAACACAACAUCCUAAGCCUAUAGAUAGAGUGAAGAACAUACUAUCACACUUUACUGGUCAAAUUGUGUUUCACGGGUUUAAUAAACACAACAUCCUAAGCCUAUAGGUAGAGUGGACAACAUACUAUCACACUGGUCAAAUUGUGUUUCACGGGUUUAAUAACCUCGAUCUAGUAUCAAUAGAUAUAUAUAUAUACAGUAAACAGUAUACAGAAUAUUUGGUUAUUACGCCUUUUUAAAGCUUUUAUUGUUUGCACUCUAAAACCGUGAAAUACGCUAAAUACUGAUGAUUAUUAACUACUACUUAAUUAACAACUAAAUUAUUAGUGAACUAUUAAUAGUUAAUUAUUUAUCUACAUAAUGCUAAUUUUGGUGUUGAAUAUAAUAUAAAUCAUUAGAAUGUCCUAUACAAAUGUCUAGUAUUGCUAGAUACACCUGUAAAAACGUUGUCUGGUCGCAAAAAGGCCGGUGAUCAUAUCCCCCCUUCGUCAUCAAUUUUGCCUGUCCCAGACAUGUGACAUGUGAAAAGAUGAAAAAUAAGAAGAUUCAACAAAUUCCUCUAUCUACGGAUUUUUGUUG
Molecule: messenger RNA, 1665 nt
Organism: Exaiptasia diaphana
Lineage: Eukaryota; Metazoa; Cnidaria; Anthozoa; Actiniaria; Aiptasiidae
Product: aminopeptidase N
Exons: 9
Coding region: 54-944 (296 amino acids)
Biological process (GO): proteolysis; peptide catabolic process
Cellular component (GO): cytoplasm
Molecular function (GO): zinc ion binding; peptide binding; metalloaminopeptidase activity
Source: RefSeq, a predicted model, not a curated record